GUGUCCCUUCCCGGAAAUGAUUGGUUGGCAUUGGCAACGUUUUAGCCAGGUCUAACGGCGUACACAGUCUCUGAAUAAAGAAAUCGAAAGGAAAGAUUAAAAAAGAAUCCAGCUGAGGACUUCUGAACCUUUGUAUCCUUCAAAUCCACUCACCAUAGAGGAGCGAGGAGAGAGUACAGACUGCAAACAGAAUGACCAGGAUGGUGAAUAGUUACAAGCGGACUUCAAGCCCUCGAUCCCCUACUAACAGUGGGGAGCUCUUCACCCCCGCACAUGAGGAAAAUGUGCGCUUUAUACAUGAAACCUGGCAGUGUGUGCUUAGAGACAUCAGAUCAACACAAAAUAGUGAACGUAAUGACCGUGGACCACAGGAGUAUGUGGAGAAAAACCCAAAUCCUAACCUACAUUCUUUUACACCAGUGGACCUGAGCGACCUCAAGAAACGCAACACACAGGACUCCAAGAAGUCCUAGUCUUUCUCAUGAUGGUCCGGUCGCGUUUUUCCACCCAUUAUCCUCGAGAACUUUUCCUCCAUCAGCCCUCUGUCAGCCAGAAAGUCAGCCCUGUUGGCCAGUCUAGCACAGAAUGCCAAUCUUGUUUCUAAACUCUGGACCAUAGCAAACCCUGUCUUUUCCUUUAUCCUCUACAGCUGACUAAGAGGAAAACCGGGAUUAGAGGGAGUAUAAACUCUCCCCUCUCUUCUUAUCUUCAUAUGUACAUUGUUUAUGUGGAUGGGACUGAUGCAAACUCUCAUCAAAAUUUGCUGGCACCUGAUGCUGAGGUACAAACUGUCGACACUCUCCACAGGACACAAAAGACUGCAGUCUUAAAUACAAACCCUGUUAUCUUUACUACUGCUACUUAUAUGACUUUGGAGGAAAAUGCGAAAGGGCUGACUUCUACUUUUUUUUUUUUUAGUUUGUUUUGGAAGAUAGUUUGAUCAAUAAAUUGUAGAAGUAAUGACAUGGUCAUAUUGGAUACACACUUUAUGGGCAAGAUUUGGAAGCCAAAUGCAAUGUAGAAGGCCAACAUUUUUAUUAAAAACUUUCUUGCCCUCAAACGGACUACUAAGUAGAGACCUCUCCAAGUAUGCCGCCCUUGGUUAACCCCCCCCCCCCCCCCCCCCCAUCCCUAAACCUUAAAACAAAAUGU
This is a messenger RNA of Toxotes jaculatrix (banded archerfish), 1152 nucleotides long. It is a transcript of the gene mcrip1, whose product is annotated as MAPK regulated corepressor interacting protein 1. The coding region runs from base 192 to 473 and encodes 93 amino acids. The transcript is spliced from 5 exons. NCBI's taxonomy places the organism in Eukaryota, Metazoa, Chordata, Actinopteri, Toxotidae. The record is from RefSeq and is a predicted model, not a curated record.